Molecule: messenger RNA, 192 nt
Organism: Cetraspora pellucida
Lineage: Eukaryota; Fungi; Glomeromycota; Glomeromycetes; Diversisporales; Gigasporaceae
Source: the annotation of a GenBank genome assembly
AAGCAAGCAAAAAAUUCUGAUAAGAAAUUAAAGUCUAGACCAGUUGAAGAAUUAGAAUCUAGGAUAGUUGAAGAAUUAGAGUCUGAACCUAUCAAGUAUGAGAAAGUUAUUAGUAAGAUGCAAAUAGAAAACCCUGAUAAGUUAUCAGAUACUAAACCUGAUGAAUGUGAUGAAUGUUUUAGUACUUUUUGA